Molecule: messenger RNA, 1434 nt
Organism: Rotaria sp. Silwood2
Lineage: Eukaryota; Metazoa; Rotifera; Eurotatoria; Philodinida; Philodinidae
Source: the annotation of a GenBank genome assembly
AUGUCUUCGAAUUCACUCAUCAUUAGUGAAGAAGAUAACACGAAAACUGCUAAUUCAAGUGUUUCAUAUCGUCCUCUUCAAAAGCAUUCUAAUUAUGCUGUUCAUUAUAUUUCUUCGGCGUUCGUCAAAAUCGAACAAUUGAAAACUGAUCUCAAUGCAGAGUAUCAAUACGAAAAACAUAAACUAAUUGAAUUGAACGAACAAUUGCGUUUGAUGGUCGAUCGUGCUGAGCGAUUGGAAUCACAAAAUUCAAAAUAUAGUGCAAAACUGAAUGAUUUGCGACAACAAGGAUUCUUCAUUGGGAUCACUGGUACAAAAAAUGACGAAUAUUAUCGUCUACAGAAUGAUAUUAUGACAAUGAACUAUGAUAAAGUUGGCUACGAAUCAGAAAUCGAACUCUUUCAGCUUCAAACAAAAAUCUAUCAACAAAUGAUCGAAUUUGAAAAUCAAUCGAUUGAUGAGCAACGAUUGAAAUUAGAACAAGAAUUGAAUCUAUCUGCAUCUAAUCUUGUCAAUAUACAUAGGUCCUAUGCAGAAUUGGAACAAAGAGUUGGAAGUUAUCGUGCAGCGUGUAAAGAUUCAUUCCAACAGUAUAUGAAAUUGACUAAUGAUUGGUCUCUUGUAAGAAGACAAACAAAUGAAUUGAAGAUCAAAGUGCAUAUGUCGAAGAAGAAUAUUACAUUAUCCAAGGCUUUAUAUUCUAAAUACGAUAUAAUUUCAAUGGAUAUGUCUGAUUUUACCGAAUUGUGGAAGCUUGAAUGGAAACAAAUUGUUAACAGAAUACAAGAUGAUUUCAAAGUAUUAUAUGGAGUAAUUCAUAAAGAAACAAUCACUUUUUAUGAACAAAAAAUCAAGGAAGUACAAGUUGAAUUAGGAAAAAUAGCACAAUAUCAACCAGACGAGCAGGAUCAACAUGCACAGAUUCAACAGAAAAUUCAGAUUGAAUACGAAGAAGUGCAGAAGAAAUUUGCCUAUGAAAAAGAAAUUCUACUGCAAUCGGAAGCAACAUACUAUUGUCCUCUUGAUUGCACACACAUUGGUGUUAUGAAUCAGUCGGCUAGUGAAAUUAUCGAUAUUUCGAGAUGGCUGCUGAUACGGCGUGUUGAUUCAGACGUUGUAUUUCAGUAUAAAAUACCCGAUGGACUUCAACUCCAACCAGGCAGUGAAAUAAGAGUCUAUUCGGAAUUAGGUGCUGAUGCUGCUAAAAAAUUAUUGAGUCAAAGUAUUUCAUCGACAUCCUUAUGUCGAGAAGUUAUCCUCAAAAAUGUAUCUUCAAUGGGUACGUCAUUGUAUCAAGUUAUUCUACUCAUUACUCUCUUCUAUCUCUGUUUAGGUAUUGGUGACCAGAUCGAAACACAGCUGCUUGAUGAAAAUGGUGAAGAGAAAGCAUCAUGCAUACAGACAGCGACAACUGAGUGGGCAACAUGUGAUUGA